UUGAAAAGCUAUGACGUCCCUUGGACAACUCGCUAUAUUUUUAGCACUUUUCCAAUUUUAUGAUUUAUCAACAUGUAUAAAUACUAAUACAGAUAAAUCAGAUUCUUCGAAAUUUUCAAAUAUUAAUGAACGGUUACAAGUACAAGUUUCUGGUUCAACUAACAUUAAUUCUAAAACGAAAGAAACAAAGAGUACGGAUAAUAAAUUAAAAAAUGAGGGUACGACAGACUCUAAAGAUGAACCAAAUGUUAGUACCAAUGAUAAAACUAAAGCAGACAAUAUUAAAAAUGAGUCGAAUCUAGAAAGUAACACAAAGACAAAUGAGGAAUUAAAGGACGAUAAGAAAAAAAAUAAAGCAAAUAUUUCAGGCAACGUUUCUGGUCAGGUUUCAGACAAAUCAAAAAUUGAAAGCAACGUUGGCAAAAAACCAGGAAGUGGUUUAAAGACUGGGGAGAUAAAAAAUAAAUCAAGUAUCUCUGGCAAUGCUUCUGGUAGUCCUUCUGGCAAUGUUUCUGGCAGUGCUUCUGGCAACAUUUCUGGUAAUGGUUCUGGUAGUGUUUCUGUCAAUGUGUCUGGAAAUAUUAAACCUAAGACAGAUAACGCAUCAACCAACAAGGACACAUAUAUUUCUACAGACAAAUCAGAACUUGGAAGCAACGUUGACAAGAAACCGGAAAAUGGUUUAAAGAAUGGGGAGGUUAAAAAUAAAUCAAAUAUCUCUGGCAAUGUUUCUGGCAGUGUUUCCGGAAAUGUUUCUGGAAAUAUUAAACCUAAAACUGAUAGUGCAUUAAAAAAGAAGGACACAGAUGUUUCUUCAGACAAAUUAAAACUUGGAAGCAACGUUGACAAAAAAACGAAAAAUGGUUUAAAGAAUGGGGAGAUAAAAAAUAAAUCAAGUACCUCUGGCAAUGCUUCUGGUAGUUCUUCUGGCAAUGUUUCUGGCAGUGCUUCUGCCAAUGUUUCCAGAAAUGUUUCUGAAAAUAUUAAACAUAAAAACAAGGACACAGAUGUUUCUUCAAACAAAUCAAAAAUUGGAAGCAACGUUGACAAGAAAACAGAAAAUGGUUUAAAGAAUGGGGAGAUAAAAAAUAAAUCAAAUAUCUCUGGCAAUGUUUCUGGUAAUUCGUCCGGCAAUGUUUCUGGCAGUGCUUCGGUCGGUAUUUCCGGAAAUGUUUCUGGAAAUAUUAAACCUAAAACUGAUAAAGCUAUAAAAAACAAAGACACAGAUAUUUCAGCAGACAAAUCAAAAAUUGGAAACAACGUUGACAAGAAACCAGAAAGUGGUUUAAACAGCGAGGAAAUACAAAGUAAAUCAAAUAUCUCUGGAAAUAUUUCUGGUAGUGUUUCUGUCAAUGUCUCUGGAAAGAAUUCUGGUAAUAUUAAAUCUAAAGUCGACAACGGAUUAAAAGGUAAAGAUGUAGGUAAUACAAAAGUAGAAUCAAAUAUUGAAGCGGAUGUUAAAAACCAAUUAGAUAAAAAAGACAUACCAAACAAAAGCAAUGGUGGUAAUGUUAAUAUAAAGUUUGAAGAUGGAUUAAAAAAUAUUCCUAAAAAUGAAGCCAAAGAAAUAGCCAAUAAUAAACCAAAUAUUUCUAAGGAAUUAAAUAUUAACGGUAGUGUGAAGAUUAAUGUAACUGCAAGCAAUGAAUUUUACAUAUCUGGAACAGCUGCAGAGAAAAUGUUUGAAAAGAAGUUCCCAUUAAAAAUUAAAGACAUAAAGAUUGUUGAGAAAGAAUAUGAAAAACUUAAAAAAGAACUUACAAGUCUAGUUCAGACAGAGCACAAAAAAUUAUCCACUCCAGAGCUUUUGGAGCGAAUAGCUAAGCUUGAACCGUAUAAAGUUAGAGCUGCAUUUGCUAUAAUUUUGUUUCAUAUAAUAGACCCAGCAGAGAAAACUACCGUUGUAAUAACCCAAUUUGCUGUUCUCAUGAAAAGAUUAUUAAUCGAAAAAGUAUCUCUUCCAAUAGACCAGUUCCUGAGAUGGAAAAUUGAAAGUUUGAGCAUGAGUUUACCACUGUCAAUAAGAUACGCCGUCAUGUCUGAAGAAGUUUAUAUAUUUAACGUUAAAUACCAGGAAUAUUUUUAUGCGUCUCAUAAUUUGCAACCAAACAAAAAUCGUUACACUUUUACUUGGGUCCCUAAAGUCGAUAUUAAUAAUACAUUUGGUGAAGAAGGAGGAUGGAAAUUUUUUGUUCUUGAAGAUAAACCUUUAGGUAACUUUACCAUUAGAAAUAAAGCUUAUAAUGAUUAUUUAAUGACCGGUGGAAGUAUUUUUGGAGAGGAUGUUAAUACAAGAUUAGUUUUGACUAGAUUUGAUGGUAACGCUAAUGAAUAUGGUAGAUGGACUGUAGAACCAUGUCAAGAUCUAAGAUAUUUGCACAUAAGGAAUUAUCUUGGGGAGUAUUUGUAUGCUGUUGGAGACGACUGGGUCUUUGAUAAUAAGAGGAGAAGGGUUUAUUCGUGGAUAACAGGAACUAAUAAAACAGACACAUCAUCAAUGUGGCAAAUAUUUCCAUUUGGUUCAAAGAACGAAGAGAUAGCCAGUUCCGAAAAUACAGCAAAUGUUUAUGGCAAAGUUUCUGGCAGUGCUUCUGGCAGUGUUCUUAACAGUGUUUCUGACAAUGUUUCCGGUAAUGUUUCUGGCAAUAUUAAACCUAAAACUGAUAAUGGAUUAAAAAGUAAAAAUGCGGGUGAUACAAAAGUUGAAUCAAGCAUCACUAGUAACAUUAAAGUGGAAGUGAAAAAACAAUUAGACAACGAAGACAUUAAAAAUAAAACAAACAUUAAUAUAAAGUUUGAAGAUGGAUUAAAAAAUAUUCCUAAAAAUGAAGCCAAUGAAAUAGCCAAAAAUAAACCAAGUAUUUCUAAUGAAUUGAGUGAUAGUGGAAUGUCUUCAAAUAUUAACGGAAGUGUGCAGCUUAAUGUAACAGCAAGCAAUGAAUUGUACAUAUCUGGAACUGCUGCAGAGAAGAUGUUUGAAAAGAAAUUCCCAUUAAAAAUUAAAGAUUUAAAUAUUGUUGAAAAAGAAUAUGAAAAACUUAAAACACAACUUACUAGUGUGGUUCAGUCAGAGUACAAAAAAUUAUCCACUCCAGAGCUAUUGGAGCGAAUAGCUAAGAUUGAACCAUAUAAAAUUAGAACUACAUGUGUUAUAAUUUUGUUUCACAUAAUAGACCCAACAGAGAAAACUACUGUUGCAAUAACCCGAUUAGCUGUUCUCAUGAAAAGAUUAUUAAUCGAAAAGGUAACUCUUCCAAUUGAUCAGUUUCUGAGAUGGAAAGUUGAAGGUUUGAGCAUGAGUCUACCACUAUCAAUCAGAUACGCUGUCAUGUCUGAAGAAGUUUAUAUAUUUAACGUUAAAUAUCAGGAAUAUUUUUAUGCGUAUCAAAAUUUGCAUCGAGACAAGAACCGUUACACUUUUACUUGGGACACUAAAAACGAUAUCAAUGGUACAUUUGGUGCAGAAGGAGCAUGGAAAUUUAUAGUUCUUGAAAGUAGACCUUUAGGUAAUUUUACCAUUAGAAAUAAAGCUUAUAAUGAGUAUUUAAGGACCGGUGGAAGUGUUUUUCGACAGGACCUUAAUGCAAGAAUGGUAGUGAGUAGAUUUGAUGGUAACACUAAUGAAUAUGGUAAAUGGACAAUAGAACCAUGUCAAGAUCUAAGAUAUGUGCACAUAAGGAAUUAUCUUGGAGAGUACAUGUAUGCCGACGACUGGGUCAUUGAUAAUAGGAGGAGAUGGGUUUAUACGUGGGUGACAGGAACUAAUAAAACAGACCCAUCAUCAAUGUGGAAAAUAUUUCCUUAUGGUUCAAAGAGCGAAGAGACAGCCAAUAACGAAAAUAAAGCUAGUGUUUUUGGAAAUGUUUCUGGCAAUGUUUCUGGCAAUAUUAAACCCAAAACUGAUAAUGGAUUAAAAAGUAAAGAUGCGGGUAAUAUAAAAGGUGAAUCAAGCAUCACUAGUAAAAUUAAAGUGGAUGUGAAAAAACAAUUAGACAACGAAGACAUUAAAAAUAAAACAAACAUUAAUAUAAAGUUUGAAGAUGGAUUAAAAAAUAUUCCUAAAAAUGAAGCCAAAGAAAUAGCCAAAAAUAAACCAAGUAUUUCUAAUGAAUUGAGUGAUAGUGGAUUGUCUUCAAAUAUUAACGGAAGUGUGCAGCUUAAUGUAACAGCAAGCAAUGAAUUUUACAUAUCUGGAACUGCUGCAGAGGAGAUGUUUGAAAAGAAAUUCCCGUUAAAAAUUAAAGAUUUAAAUAUUGUUGAAAAAGAAUAUGAAAAACUUAAAACACAACUUACUAGUGUGGUUCAAUCAGAGUACAAAAAAUUAUCCACUCCAGAGCUAUUGGAGCGAAUAGCUAAGCUUGAACCAUAUAAAGUUAGAACUACAUGUGCUAUAAUUUUGUUUCACAUAAUAGACCCAACAGAGAAAACUACUGUUGUAAUAACCCGAUUAGCUGUUCUCAUGAAAAGAUUAUUAAUCGAAAAGGUAACUCUUCCAAUUGAUCAGUUUCUGAGAUGGAAAGUUGAAGGUUUGAGCAUGAGUCUACCACUAUCAAUCAGGUACGCUGUCAUGUCUGAAGAAGUUUAUAUAUUUAACGUUAAAUAUCAGGAAUAUUUUUAUGCGUAUCAAAAUUUGCAUCGAGACAAGAACCGUUACACUUUUACUUGGGACACUAAAAACGAUAUCAAUGGUACAUUUGGUGCAGAAGGAGCAUGGAAAUUUAUAGUUCUUGAAAGUAGACCUUUAGGUAAUUUUACCAUUAGAAAUAAAGCUUAUAAUGAGUAUUUAAGGACCGGUGGAAGUGUUUUUCGACAGGACCUUAAUGCAAGAAUGGUAGUGAGUAGAUUUGAUGGUAACACUAAUGAAUAUGGUAAAUGGACAAUAGAACCAUGUCAAGAUCUAAGAUAUGUGCACAUAAGGAAUUAUCUUGGAGAGUACAUGUAUGCCGACGACUGGGUCAUUGAUAAUAGGAGGAGAUGGGUUUAUACGUGGGAGACAGGAACUAAUAAAACAGACCCAUCAUCAAUGUGGAAAAUAUUUCCUUAUGGUUCAAAGAGCGAAGAGACAGCCAAUAACGAAAAUAAAGCUAGUGUUUUUGGAAAUGUUUCUGGCAAUGUUUCUGGCAAUAUUAAACCCAAAACUGAUAAUGGAUUAAAAAGUAAAGAUGCGGGUAAUAUAAAAGGUGAAUCAAGCAUCACUAGUAAAAUUAAAGUGGAUGUGAAAAAACAAUUAGACAACGAAGACAUUAAAAAUAAAACAAACAUUAAUAUAAAGUUUGAAGAUGGAUUAAAAAAUAUUCCUAAAAAUGAAGCCAAAGAAAUAGCCAAAAAUAAACCAAGUAUUUCUAAUGAAUUGAGUGAUAGUGGAUUGUCUUCAAAUAUUAACGGAAGUGUGCAGCUUAAUGUAACAGCAAGCAAUGAAUUUUACAUAUCUGGAACUGCUGCAGAGGAGAUGUUUGAAAAGAAAUUCCCGUUAAAAAUUAAAGAUUUAAAUAUUGUUGAAAAAGAAUAUGAAAAACUUAAAACACAACUUACUAGUGUGGUUCAAUCAGAGUACAAAAAAUUAUCCACUCCAGAGCUAUUGGAGCGAAUAGCUAAGCUUGAACCAUAUAAAGUUAGAACUACAUGUGCUAUAAUUUUGUUUCACAUAAUAGACCCAACAGAGAAAACUACUGUUGUAAUAACCCGAUUUGCUGUUCUUAUAAAAAGAUUAUUAAUCGAAAAAGUAUCUGUUCCAUUAGACCAGUUUCUGAGAUGGAAAAUUGAAGGUUUGAGUAUGAGUCUACCACCAUCAAUAAGAUACGCCGUCAUGUCUGAAGAAGUUUAUAUAUUUAACGUUAAAUACCAGGAAUACUUUUAUGAGUUUUAUAAAGUGCAGUCAGACAAGAAUCGUCAAACUUUUGAAUGGAUUCCCAAUCUUGAAAACAAUCGUACAUUCGGUAAAGAAGGAGGAUGGAAAUUUGGUGUUAUUGAAGACAAACCCUUUGGUAAUUUUACUGUCCGAAACAAAGGUUAUAAUGAUUAUUUAAUGGCUGGUGGAGCUGUGUAUGAUCGUGAUUAUAAUUCAAGAAAAGUUUUGAGUAGAUUUAAUGGUAACACUUAUGAUUAUGGUAGGUGGACUAUAGAACCAUGCCAGGAUCUGAAAUAUUUACACAUAAGGAACUACCUAGGGGAGUACAUGUAUGCUGUUGGUAACGAUUGGCUCUAUGAUAAAAAGAGGCGGAGGGUUUACACAUGGAUAGCAAGACCUAACACAACAGACACAGCAUCAAUGUGGCAAAUACUUCCAUUUAAAUAACGUUUUAUAAAACAAGUAUUAAAAAUCAUGUCAAUAAAAUAUACCAAUUUAAAUACA
Molecule: messenger RNA, 6352 nt
Organism: Aethina tumida (small hive beetle)
Lineage: Eukaryota; Metazoa; Arthropoda; Insecta; Coleoptera; Nitidulidae
Exons: 2
Coding region: 11-6295 (2094 amino acids)
Source: RefSeq, a predicted model, not a curated record